CUUUCCUUCUGUUGGUUUUCACCCAAAUCAAAUCUGUCUAAAAUGACAAGGCACGAGAGAAGUGCGAGAGAAAAACAAUCUUCUUCCUCCCGGAGAAGAGAACGGCGGCGCUCCGAUGACGACUCUGACUCCGUCGACUCACCGUCCGAGGCUGAUUAUGACUCAGCCUCUUCUUCUGACCGUCGCAGUCGCCCCCAUCGCAGAAGCAGCAGCCGCCGCCGUCGAGAACGCUCUCGAGAAUCUUCCGAAGAUUCCGAUGACAGAAGAAAACGCAAGAGGAAAGUGUCAGAGGAAGAGAUAAAGGAAUAUCUCGCAAAAAAAGCGCAGAAAAAAGCGAUGCGAGUUGCGAAGAAGCUCAAAACUCAGACUGUGUCGGGCUACUCGAAUGAUUCCAACCCGUUCGGUGAUUCGAACCUCAAUGAGAAAUUUGUAUGGAGGAAGAAGAUUGAGAAAGAUGUUACUCGUGGAGUACCGUUAGACGAAUUUACGGUAAAAGCUGAGAAGAAGCGGCAGAAAGAGCGAAUGGCGGAGAUUGAGAAAGUGAAGAAGAGGAGAGAAGAGAGAGCAUUGGAAAAGGCUCAAAGAGAAGAGGAGAUGAUGAUGUUGCAGAGAGAAAGAGCUAGGGCUGAAGCUGAUGAUUUUGAGAAGAAAGAGGAAGAGUUUCAUUUUGAUCAGAGUAAAGUUAGGUCUAAAAUUAGGUUGCGGGAAGGGAGAACGAAACCGAUUGAUAUCCUUACUAAGUAUCUUGAUGAAUCGGAUGAAUUCGAUGUUGAAUUGGAUGAACCCUACAUGGUUUUCAAGGGUUUAACUGCGAAAGAAAUUGAGGAGCUUCAUGAUGAUAUAAAAUUGCAUCUUGGAUUAGAUAGGGAAACUCCAACUCAUGUGGAGUAUUGGGAGGCUUUGAUGGUGGUUUGUGAGUGGGAGCUUGGUGAAGCUAGGAGAAAGGAUGCAAUUGAUCGAGCUAGAGUGCGUGGGGAGCAACCUCCAGCUGAGUUACUUGCUGAAGAAAGAGGUCUGCAUUCGAGUAUUGAAACAGAUGUCAGAAACUUCUUGGAAGGCCAGAGUUACAAAGAGUUGGUGGCACUACAAACACAAAUUGAAUCAGACAUGCGUUCUGGAAAAGCAAAAGUGGUUGAAUUUUGGGAAGUAGUAAUUAAAAGGCUUCACAUUUAUAAGGCAAAGGCUUGUCUUAAGGAAAUCCAUGCCAAGAUGCUGAGGAGACAUUUGUUUCGCCUUGAGCAGCCCCUUCAAGAUAAACACUUGGAAUUUGAGGAGGAAAAGAUUGAAGAGGAAGAAAUUGAGGAAGAACUCAAAGAUGUUCGGGCAUUCUCUCCAGAACCCAUCACACACGAGGAAGCUGAGGAGUCAGGAGCGGAGGAUGGUUCCUUUUCCCCACAGCUCUUACAUGGUGAAGACAAUGAAGAAGCAAUUGAUCCUGAUGAGGAUAGGGUUAUAUUGGAGAAAAAACGAUUGGCUUUUGAGGAGGAGAAGCAAAAGCGGCUCAAAGAGGCAAUGGCUUCAAAACCUCGUCCUCAGCCAGACGAUGACUUUGAGUUCAGGGCAAAGAAAGUCAUGGGAGCUAUGGAGGAUGGUGAUGCGGUAUUUGGCUCCGGUGCUGAAGUUAAUAUGGAUUCACAGGUGUACUGGUGGCAUGAUAAAUAUCGCCCUAGAAAGCCAAAGUACUUUAACCGUGUUCAUACUGGUUAUGAGUGGAACAAGUAUAACCAAACACACUAUGACCAUGAUAAUCCUCCUCCCAAGAUUGUUCAGGGCUACAAGUUCAAUAUUUUCUACCCCGACCUCGUCGAUAAAACUAAGGCACCCACGUACUUCAUUGAGAAAGAUGGAGACAGUUCUGAGACCUGUAUCAUUCGGUUCCACGCAGGCCCUCCAUAUGAAGACAUAGCCUUCAGGAUUGUGAAUAAGGAGUGGGAGUAUUCCCAUAAGAAAGGUUACAAGUGCACUUUUGAAAGAGGCAUACUGCAUGUAUAUUUCAACUUCAAGCGAUAUCGUUAUCGGAGGUGAUAUUAUCUUUGCUUUUCAUGCGAAAGUUCACAGCACGAUCUACCUGAGUUUUGUUCCGAAAUGGUUAAAAAACACCAUUGCUGGAAGAACUGUACAUAGAAUUUCAACAAUUUGUUUAGAAUUUUGAUUCAACAUACUUUGCAUUGUUUUUCCCUUUCCAUGCCUUUGCUAGUUCGAUAUCUUAGAUAAUCUAGCAAGUACUUUCUCCGGUAACUCUUACAUGCUCAAAUGCUAUUUGUAUUAUUCAUAAGUUAGAUUUGAACUUGAAGCAUUUCAACUGUUGAUUAUUUUUGAUAUGAAAUUUGUGCUUAUUGAGAAUAUG
Amaranthus tricolor (Joseph's coat) is the source of this 2347-nucleotide messenger RNA. RefSeq names its product splicing factor Cactin. The record is from RefSeq and is a predicted model, not a curated record. Gene Ontology annotation, cellular component: cytoplasm; spliceosomal complex. NCBI's taxonomy places the organism in Eukaryota, Viridiplantae, Streptophyta, Magnoliopsida, Caryophyllales, Amaranthaceae. Gene Ontology annotation, molecular function: protein binding. Bases 43 to 2025 code for a protein of 660 amino acids. The transcript is spliced from 8 exons. Gene Ontology annotation, biological process: mRNA cis splicing, via spliceosome.